Molecule: messenger RNA, 561 nt
Organism: Manis pentadactyla (Chinese pangolin)
Lineage: Eukaryota; Metazoa; Chordata; Mammalia; Pholidota; Manidae
Product: GTPase HRas-like
Exons: 4
Coding region: 1-561 (186 amino acids)
Biological process (GO): Ras protein signal transduction
Cellular component (GO): plasma membrane
Molecular function (GO): GDP binding; GTPase activity; GTP binding
Source: RefSeq, a predicted model, not a curated record
AUGAUGGAAUAUAAGCUCGCGAUGGUGGGUGCUGCGGGUGUGGGGAAGAGUGCCCUGACCAUCCAGUUCAUCAAGAACCACUUCGUGGAAGAGUAUUACCCCACCAUCGAGGAUUCCUACCAGAAGCAAGUGGUCAUUGAUGGAGAGCCAUGUCUGCUGGACAUUCUGGACACGAUUGGCGAGGAGGAGUACAGCUUCAUGCGGGACCAGUUCUUGUGCACUGCGGAGGGCUUCCUCUGCAUGUUCGCCAUCAACAACACCAAAUCCUUCAAGGACAUACACGAAUACAGGGAGCAGAUCAAGCAGCUGAAGGACUCAGAUGACGUCCCCAUCGUCCUAGUAGGGAACAAGUGUGACCUGCCUGCACGCACUGUGGAGUCUCAGCAGGCACAGGACCUUGCCCGAAGCUACGGCAUCCCCUACAUAGAGACAUCGGCCAAGACGCGCCAGGGCAUUGAGGAUGCCUUCUACAUCCUGGUGCGUGAGAUCCGGCAGCACAAGGCGCGCAAACUGAGCCCACCGGAUAAGGGUGGCCCGGGCUGCAAGUGCCUGCUCUCCUGA